AUGGCCCAAGAACCGAGUGUGAAAGUUGGCGAUAUCCCUAUCUUGUUCCGACGCCUGAAGGAGCCGGAACUCGGUGUUAAUGGCUACGAUGGACCAGCGCACUCAGUGACUAUUCUGAAAGCUGGCCACCGCAAGGAAGAAGAUGUCAAAGCUUUCGGAGUCGAUACAAUAUACGAGAAAGAUGUUGAGAUCCCAAUGCGUGAUGGUAUUAUACUGAAGGGCGAUAUCUUUCGCCCUGCAACCUCAGAUUCUGAAAACGUACCGGCGAUUAUUCCAUGGAGUCCUUACGGCAAAACAGGCAGAGGCUUGUCUCUGAAUUUCAUGCCUGGGAGAAUGGGUGUACCCAGAGCGAACACGUCCGGGUAUGAGAAGUUCGAAGCCCCUGACCCCGCAGAGUGGACUGCUCGUGGCUAUGCCGUUGUCAAUAUUGACUCUCGUGGGGCGUGGGAUUCGCAGGGAUAUCUCUGUUGGGCCGGUACCCAAGAAGGUAGAGAUGGGUACGAUGCCAUCGAAUGGAUCGCCAAGCUCCCGUGGUGUACUGGAAGCGUGGCCACGGCAGGAAACUCAUGGCUUGGCCGUUCCCAAUGGUACAUCGCGGCUGAGCGCCCUCCGUCUCUGAAGUGCAUCGCUCCCCUAGAGGGUUCGGGAGACCUAUAUCGAGAGAUCCAUGUCCGGGGAGGAAUCGCUUGUACACCUUUUCUCGAAUGGAUGAUGACAAACCUCAGGGGACGAGGCUAUAUGGAAGACCCAGUGGCAAUGCUGAAGAAAUACCCUCUGAUGAAUGACUACUGGAAAGACAAACGCGCACAGAUCUUUAACAUCGAAGUUCCAGCAUAUGUCUUAGCCAGCUACUCGACAUUCCUCCAUUUGCCAGGGAGUUUGCGGGGAUUUGACGAAAUCCCCCACAACGAUAAAUGGCUGCGUGUUCAUGAAAGUCAGGAAUGGCAUGACUUAUAUCAAAAACGAACCACUGAUGAGCUUCAAAUAUUCUUCGACCGUUAUCUCAAAGGCAUUGAAAACGGGUGGGAGACGACUCCCCAGGUCCGUGUGUCCUUGUUAGGCUACAACCAGCCCAACAUCAGGAAUCAGGUCUACAAGGCUUGGCCACCGGCAGAGACGAAGUACACAACAUUAUUUGCCGGAACUGGCGACCAGUUGCUCGUACAUGCUGCAACUGACCAAAGUUUCGUCUCCUAUCAAUCUGAUGUAGAUGCUCAGCAGGUCGACAAUGACACUGAAGAGCUCCAUUUCAGAUUGAAGAUUCCAGAGAGAACAUUUCUCAUUGGCGCUGUGAAAGCUGUUCUGUACCUAUCAUGCGAUGACGUCGACGAUAUGGACAUAUUCUUACAGGUCCGAAAAGCUAAUAAAGAUGGCCUUAUCCUUCGAAGUUAUAAUGUGCCUGAUGAUGACAUGGCGGCCAUGGGUAUUCCACGAGAGAAAGUCCCUUUGGUGAACCCUGUCGUAUAUCUAGGCCCUCAUGGCCAGAUUCGAGCAAGCCAUCGUGCGAUCGACAUGAAUAUCUCGAAGCCACAUUAUAUCUCACAUGCUCACUUGGUUGAGGAGCGCAUUCGGAGAGGAUCUGUUGUACGAGUUGAAACUAGCAUUUGGCCAGGUGGAAUCAUCUUUGAGAACGGUGAAUAUCUGGUGAUCAAGGUCAGCGGUCAUCCGAUGUACUUGGCGGAGUUUCCCACGUUGAGAGGGGCUUUCAAGGCAAACAACAAGGGCCUUCACAAGGUAUGGAUUGGCGGAGAGUCAGCAUCUCAUUUCGUGGUGCCGUUUGUCGAACCACCGAUUUGA
This is a messenger RNA of Exophiala bonariae, 1797 nucleotides long. RefSeq lists its product as uncharacterized. The record is from RefSeq and is a predicted model, not a curated record. The transcript is spliced from 5 exons. NCBI's taxonomy places the organism in Eukaryota, Fungi, Ascomycota, Eurotiomycetes, Chaetothyriales, Herpotrichiellaceae. Bases 1 to 1797 code for a protein of 598 amino acids. Gene Ontology annotation, molecular function: dipeptidyl-peptidase activity.